Messenger RNA from Colias croceus (clouded yellow), 5818 nucleotides. It is a transcript of the gene dtr, whose product is annotated as dynein axonemal assembly factor 1 homolog. The transcript has 17 exons. Bases 37 to 5517 code for a protein of 1826 amino acids. Gene Ontology annotation, molecular function: protein binding. The record is from RefSeq and is a predicted model, not a curated record. Lineage: Eukaryota; Metazoa; Arthropoda; Insecta; Lepidoptera; Pieridae.
CGCUCGUUUGAAUGAUUAAUUUGGUUUCAAUAAAAUAUGAGUGCUUCUGAAUUUUGUAAAGCCGAUUCCGCUUACAUAGAAUCUAAACGACGUGAAUUAAAGGAAUUUUUCAAAGAUGCUAAAUUUCCUCAAGAAGUUAUUGAUAAUGUAAUCGAAAAUGAAUUGAAACCUUUAACGGAAAGUACAUCGGAAAAUAAACCAUACAUUGCUGCAUCAGCAUCAGGAGAUGUAAAGUCAGAAUAUGAAGUAAUGUCAGGUCAACCUUUUACACAAUUUGAAGAAUGUACCAAACCGUUUAGCUCCGAAGAGGUAAAGAAUAUGAUCAAAGAUAAUCCUAUUAUAGCAGAAAAAGCGCGCCAAAUUCAAAUAGCAACCGACCGAGAUGGGCGAUGUAAGGGUAAGACAAUACCCUAUGAUCAAAUAAAUAUCGAUACUUUUGGAGAAAUGACCGACGAGUUGAACGCAGCUAAGGGUGAUGUAGAAAAAAUUAAAAGGAUCAAAUAUAAAAAUAUGCAAGCCUUGUUUAAGUCAGCUGAUGACUUUGCUGCGAAAGACGGUACGAUUAAACACAAAGUUGUUGAUAGUGAAGAUGAUAGUCAAGAAUCCAGUAAUGAUGAGCGAGAAUUUCAAUCGAUUGACAAAGUCGUUACAGAAAUUACCAAUAAAUCGUACGAGACUCGCUUUAACGAGACCAGGGAUAUGCUACAGAAGUUGGCUGAUAAAUAUGAAGAUCCAGAGCAAAUGAAAAAUGUCAGCAAAGAUCGUAAGCUUAUCGUUACAGAAGAUUCGAUCUUAAAGGAAUCCUCAUCCCAUCUGAUUAAGGGACAAAUAAGACCAACGGUGUUCGAUGAAGUCAAAGAAACUUAUAUGAUUAAUGAAGCAAUGAACAUAUCUUUAGUGGAUAAUCCUGUUAAACUCGAUUUGAGUUGCAAACCAAAGAAUAUAAUAAAGGAGAAAGCAAAAAAAGUUGAUGAAGAAGUGGUCAAUUUUGAAGAUGUUUUUCCAAAAACAUUUGAGGAAAAAUUAAAAGACACCGAAAAAGCUUUACGUGAUAUAAACUCGAUGCUUGAUACAAGUAAAUCAUGUGAAAAUAAAGAAGACAAUAAGGAGAAUAUUAAAGAGCCGCCUCAAAUCAAAAUUGAAUGCACAGUUGUCAACGAAGAUGUCAGUAGAGACCAAAAUAGAACGAAAUUUGAUGAAACGAUGGAAGAAACAUUGCAUAAUGCCCUAGAAAACAUACUUGAUGUUGGUAAUAAUGACAAUACAGAGAACAAAGAAAUGGAAUUCCAAGAAAUGAAAAAUUUGGCUCGAAACAUUGUUGACGGUGCGGAAAAUCUCAGUUUAUUAAUACGCGAGGACAUCACGAAUAAACUCAAUUCUAUGAACGAACUUUUGAACGAUGUUAACGUUGCUUUAGAAAAUUCUAGAAAAUCUAACUUGGCAUACCAGAAAUUAAAAGAGGAGAGUGAGCAACGCAAUAAACUUAAAACAAGUAAUAAAGAUAACGAUAAAGAUGACAAAAUAGAAAGCCAAACUAAAGCUGAACAGAAAACUGUUACUCAGACUGAUAUAGAUGAAAUUCAUUCUGCCAUUAGUGAUUUAAAUGUUGAGAUAAAAUGUCAUGAAGACCGAAUAAACAAGAGCAAAGAAAGUUGUGAAUUGCGAACAAGAGAAUGUCGCAAUUUCAUUAAAGAAGUUGAUGAUGUUUUACACAAAUCGCACGAAAUAUUACACCCAAAAGCAGUUUCUUCAGUAAGUUCAAUUUCAGAAAUAAAUAAUGAAGUGAGUUUGAAUAAUGACGUUAAAAAUUCACGAAAGGAAUUAUGGGAUCUUGAUAUAGUGUACAAAGAUGAGAAAAAUAAGAAAAUGGCAGAACACAAAAAACAAGAACUAGAGCGUAAUAAACGAAUUAACGAUUUAUUAUAUGAUAUUAAAGAUAAAAUGAAAGAUAACAAAGAAGUAGUGCGGCUAGCUAAUAACUUAAUGCGUACAGGAAAUAGUAAGCAGAACUCUUCAGGGUCUUGUACAAUUACUGAAAUUCCUCAUCUUGAUAAUGACAAACGGGCUCAAGGAGAUCACAUUUAUGAAAACGAAAGAACUGGUAUUGUUUCUAAAAUAUCAGAAUUACCUUCUCUGAAUGAUGGUAAUACAUGCAUUUUCAAUGAUGAAGCGAAAAAACUUAAAGAGAAGGAGGCUGAAAGACAGAAACAGAUAGAGUUCAAACGAAAGAUGGAAAAGGAGAUGGAAGAAGAAAACAGAGGUCCUCGCAUGACAAAAGAGUUUAUACGGAAUCAUUGCAAACAACAUAAGUUGUAUUGUACUCCAUAUCUUAAUGAUAUUUUGUAUUUACAUUUCAAGGGAUUUUCCAAGAUAGAAAAUCUCGAAGAAUAUACAGGUUUAAAAUGUAUAUUUCUCGAAAAUAACGGUAUUCAACGUAUCGAGGGCCUGGACACACUUUCUGAACUAAAGUGUUUAUAUCUACACUAUAACAUUGUGAGGAAAAUAGAAAAUUUGGACGGAUGUCCCAAACUAGAUACGUUGAAUUUGGACCACAAUUUUGUCACUAAGAUUGAGAAUUUGGACGUCGUCCCGGAUUUGCAUACUUUGAGCAUCGGACAUAACAUGUUGACGACUGUAGAUGACCUAGAACAUUUAAGAACAUGCAAAAAUCUAUCAGUGCUAGAUCUCUCGUACAAUCGUCUGGAGGAUCCUUUGAUCGUGGAUGUGUUGGCUGAUAUGAAUGUUCUUAAAGUAUUGGUGUUAACCGGUAACCCAGUAGUCCGCAACAUACCGGCGUACCGCAAAACGUUAACAUUACGACUCAAAGAGUUGUUGAAUUUGGACAAUCGUCCGGUGUUCCCGAGGGAUAGAGCGUGUGCUGAAGCCUGGCAGAGGGGGGGCGUUCAGGAGGAGAUUGCUGAGAGGAAACGAUGGAUCGCACGUGAUCAGGAAAAAACUAUGGAAAGCGUUCGAUAUUUGAUUAAAAUGAGAGAUGAGAAUAAAGCAAAGAGAGAAGCUAGGGAGAAAGAAGAGAGAGAAAAAUUAGGUUUACCUCCAAAGGAGGAAGAAACACAAAUAGAAGAAGUAGAUAAUACAGUUUCAGAAGAAAAAUGUGUUGAAGUGAAAACUAAAGAUGGUGUAUUAGUUGAUAUGCUCACCGGUUCAGAGGCAGAUGAUAGCACUAGUGAAAGUGAUAGUGAUAGUGAUGGUGAUAAGCCUGCAGAAACACCAAACAUUGAAUGGUCGGUUAUGGGAAGGGAUAAGAGAUUGGUCCAAGAGGUGAAAGAGGAGAAGUCAGAUCAAGCAGAGGAUGUCUGGCCAGGGUUUGGAAAUAGGAUCACUCCAGCGCCAGGGGAUAUGGACUUUACUUCAAAUGCUCAAGCUUUAAACAAUUUGCUGUUUAACCAAGCACCACAUACGGAUAGAAGGAGAGUACAAAAAGUGUCGAAUGAACCUCAACCUUCAUCUGGAAUGAAAAUAACCGAAAUCGAUGAAAACGAUGAAAAUAUUUCUCAAUUCGAAGCAAAGCGACGUCCGUUGAUAGAAAUCAUAGAAGAAUAUAAUAAAAAAUCUGAAAAACAAAAUGAGAAACCACCUUUACUUGAGGAUGUGACUAAAGAAAACAAUAUUGUUGAAACUGAAAAUGUUAUUAUAGAUCACGAUAAGAAAAUACUUAUAGAAAAGUGUACUGUUUCUAAAAAUAUAGCUACGUUUAAUAAUUUAAAUAAAAAUAGUGAGAAACCAUUGAAAAAUAUAGCUAUAAAAGAAAUUAAAGUAGAUACAGCAGCUGACGGUGACGACAAAACAGAUAAAACUGAUAUUAAAGAAAAUGAGGAAUCAAAUAAGAGUGAAUCUGAAAAUAAAUCAAGCAAUGAAGGUUCUAGUGAUGUAAAGAGCUUCGACGAACGCAGACGUAAUGUUCAACAAACGGAAGCCGGUCCAGCCCUCAUAUCCUACCUCAAAAACACAGACACACAUACAAACGACGAAGAUCUAAAACCGAGUGAAGAAGAUUUGGAGAUAUUUGCUGAAUUAGAAAGGGAACAGGAGGAAAGGGAUGCGAGGAUCGCGAGGGGAGAACCGGCCGUUGAUCCUAUGAAACUGUACGACAAGAAAACAAUGGACGCCUACUAUAAGGCUGAAGAGAAGCAGCCAGCGCACGAGGUUAUUGAUAAGAAUUAUGUCACGACGUAUAAAACGGAUAAUGCGUUUGACAGGAUCGCGCUUAGCCAACUCACGAUGGGAGAUCAGCCUGAUCCAAAUAAAGUAAAGCUCACACAUGUGCCCGGCGCAGUUUUGUUUGAAUACGUAAACAAUCAAGCGCCUAUCGAAGUUGAAUAUGAAAUCGGCGAAGAGAAAAUUGAAUCUGCUCCGUCCUCAGAUGAUACACAAUCUAUAAACAUAGAUAGUGAUACUGAUUCAAGUGAUUCUGAUGAAGUUAUUUUAGCGCAAAGUAAUAGAAAUAAAUCUAUUGAAGUAGUAGAGACUGAAAAUAAAAGAAAUAGACCGAAAACAGCGAACCAACGUGGAACUUAUAAACAGAAAGAGAUACGUGAUGAUAAAAUUGAUAAUAAUGAUAAAUUAGAUGCAGUUAUUGAACACGAUGAUGGCCUUGCUUCUGAAGAUGGUGCCCAACCCAGUUCAUCUCGCGAGAUACAAAACUCUGAUCACGAUGAAGCCAAGCGCAGUAUCAUUGAUACUAUUAACUCUUAUGAAGAUAAUAGGUUUCCUUCCGGAGGAACAAACUAUGCAGACAUGGAUCAAAACGCUCGUAUAGAACAAUCGGUUGCAUCUGAGAUUCUUGAAAGAACGAUUCGUUAUGAAGAAGAACAAUAUUAUAAACAGUGUGAUGUUGUUAACUUGCAUGCGGGUAAAGUUGAUAAUAGGACCAAUGCUAUUAUUGAAACUAUAUCGGAUAGUUUGGAUAAUCGGUAUACGCUACCGGAAGUAUCGCAAAUUCUAGAAGCGCACAUUGGUCUAGCGGAACAAAGAUGGCGGGCGGGAGAGUACGUACGGUACGUACCGAGCCCGCCAGAGUCUAUCAUUGAAGAUAAUGACAUAGAUAGAACAUUAGUACCAAGCGAUAAUUCCUUUGAUGAUACGUUAACAGAAGCAAGAAUGCCUAUAAUUGGUGAAGCUAAUGAUUCCGGUAUUUGCAAUGAUGAUAAUAAUGAUUCGAGAGUCGAAUAUGCGUCUGUUGUUGAUGUACCGAUUGAUAAUGAUAAUAAUGAAACUUAUGAAGUUAAUGAAAUUAAUGAAACGAAUGAAGUUAAUGAAGUAAAUGAAAGUAAUGAAGUUAAUGAAACUAAUCAAGUUACUGAAGAUAAUGAUUCUAAUGAAGUUAAUGAAGUAAAUGAAGUAAAUGAAGCUAAUAUAAGUGUUCUUUCUAAUGAAGGUGAUGAAGUUUUUGAAGAUUGUCUCGAUAUUGAUAAAGUGGAGGGGCAAGGAGACUUUGAUCGUGUUGACGAGAAUUAUACUUUAGAAAUGAAAUUGGCUCUUGGGAUUGAAAAGCCAUAGUUACAUACUAUAACAAUCAUAGAUAAUGAUUUUAGUUUGAGUGUAGAUGUGGUUGAAAUGAUUAAGAUUAAUCUUUUAUGAUGUUAUUUAUUUAUUAAUUUUAAACAUAGUGAAAAUGUUUUUUUUUUCUUUAUUUUUAUUCAAUCUGACUGCUGAUAGUUGGAAAAUUUGGUCAUUUGCGUCGGUAUUAUUAUUUUUUAAAAUAGUAUUGAAUUACGACUAAAUAAUAUUAUUGUUAGGCACUCUGUAGGUAUUAGAAGUAUUUUUUUGUUAGUUUCACUAAUAAAUGUUGUUGCAUGCA